Molecule: messenger RNA, 1365 nt
Organism: Penicillium roqueforti
Lineage: Eukaryota; Fungi; Ascomycota; Eurotiomycetes; Eurotiales; Aspergillaceae
Product: NAD(P)/FAD-dependent oxidoreductase
Exons: 4
Coding region: 1-1365 (454 amino acids)
Cellular component (GO): cytoplasm
Molecular function (GO): oxidoreductase activity
Source: RefSeq, a predicted model, not a curated record
AUGUCAUCCAACUCCAACGAAAAAUGCUUCCCUCGCCCAGCAGCGGGGUAUACCCAAUCAUUUUGGCGGACACAACCAGAUCCACUCGACAACCACCAAACUACAACAGAACUACCAAAAGAAGCCGAUAUCCUAAUUAUCGGCGGCGGCUAUGUCGGAGCCUCGGCUGCUUAUCGCUUGCUUGCAGAGAACCCGCAAAAUCCAGCUCCUCGCGUGGUGUUGGUUGAGGCUCGGGAACUUUGCUCCGGUGCCACCGGGCGCAAUGGCGGCCAUUUGAGACCAGAUAUCUAUUCAGCAACGGCCUUGUUCACCGAACGCUAUGGCAUCGAAGCAGCAGCAGAGAUCGUGCGGUUCGAAAUCUCGCACUUGAAGAUUAUGGAAGAGCUGGUCCGUAAAGAGAACAUUGAUUGCGAACUCACUUUUACCCGCUCUUAUGAUAUGUAUCUUGAUGAAGACCAGCUUAAGAAGGCGAAAGCCUUCUACGACUUUCUGGUUGACCAAGGACUGGACUUUAUGAAUGAUGUUAAAUACUUGUCUCAAGCAGAGACCCAGGAUAUAGCGCAUGUCCGAGAUGCCAAGGGAGGCUUCAGUUUCCCAACAGGCCAUCUUUGGCCUUACAAACUCGUUUCCCAUCUUAUUCGCAUCGCCGUUUCUCACGGCCUGAACUUGCAGACCAAUACACCGGUAUCUGAAAUCGGAGAGACGCCAAACGCAGAUGGAUCCUGGCCGGUAACUACCAGUCGUGGCGUCAUUAACGCCCGCAAGAUUAUCCUCGCGACCAACGCGUUUACCAGCGCCUUAGCCCCGGAGUAUUCCAAAGCUAUCAUUCCCUGCAAGGGGAUCUGCAGCCAGAUCGCUGCGGCACCUGGUGCGCCUCACCAGGAAUUGCCUGGUACGUAUUGUAUCCGAAUCGGUCCGGAGGGAUAUAUUUAUCAGAUUUCCCGGAAUGACGGGUCGCUCAUUGUCGGCGGGGCGUCGCAUCUUUUCAAAGAUGAUCGCGAGGAGUGGUAUAACAACCCCGAUGAUGGGAAGUUGAUUAAGGUUGCGGCGGAUUACUUUGAUGGGUACAUGCAACGCACGUUCCUUGGGUGGGAGGAUAGUAGGGCGGAGAUCAAACAUAUCUGGGCUGGUGUCAUGGGGUACAGUGCAGACUCGUUGCCUCAUGUUGGCAGUAUUCCCGGUAAACCGGGUCAGUUUAUCGCGGCGGGAUUCAAUGGCCAUGGUAUGCCUGUGGCAUUCUUGUCCGGUAGGGCUGUUGCGGAUAUGGCCCAGAGCUCGGUCACGUUUGAGGAUACUGGUCUACCCAGAUUGUACAAGACAUCACUUGCUAGACUGGAGCCAGUUUUUGAUGACAUCCUAGGUUAG